Pungitius pungitius (ninespine stickleback) is the source of this 835-nucleotide messenger RNA. RefSeq names its product transmembrane protein 98. The coding region runs from base 431 to 775 and encodes 114 amino acids. Gene Ontology annotation, cellular component: endoplasmic reticulum. The transcript is spliced from 4 exons. The record is from RefSeq and is a predicted model, not a curated record. Lineage: Eukaryota; Metazoa; Chordata; Actinopteri; Perciformes; Gasterosteidae.
CGCAUCUCGCUUGGUCUCCGCACGGCGCUGUGCAUUUGGCGUUAACCAACACGGAAGCGAGAGCGCGCUUUCCGCUCGCAGCUGCGACCGACGUGUGGACGCGCGUGGACGCGCGUCGCUCACCGGCGGGCUCGAGGGGGCGCGCUCCGCGCGGUUGGGUCGUCGGUCACUCCGCAGGCAGCUUGAACUCAGUCGUGCGCGUUCACGGCAGAUAUUCGGAGAUGUCGGCGCCGUCUCCGCGCGCUUCCUGCCAGAGAGAAAAGUAUUUUGUCUCCUAAAAGAAAUUCAACGUUAGGGAAAAAAUGUUUCGAUGAGCCGGCGCCCGCUAUCGAGCUUGGACGAUCAGACGACCCCGUGACCCUUUCCUCCUCCGGAACGAGUUGCUCGCUGCGGCCCCCCCCCCCCCCCCCCCGUGGAAGCCGGAGUCGCCAUGGAGACGGUGGUGAUCGUGGCCAUCGGGGUGUUGGCCACCAUUUUCCUGGCCUCCUUCGUGGCCCUGGUGGUGGUGUGCAGACACCGCUACCGCUAUCCUCACCACCAGCUGCACCCCUUCGACACCAAACCCACGGUGGAUCUGAUUGGCGCCAUGGAGACCCAGAGUGAUCAGUCGGAGCUGGAGCUGGAUGACGUGGUCAUCACCAACCCACACAUUGAGGCCAUCUUGGAGAACGAGGACUGGAUAGAGGACGCCUCUGGAUUGGUCUCUCACUGCAUCUCAAUCCUAAAGGCAACUGCAUUUCUUCCUACAGCCUUUCUUUCCAUUUUUGGUCUUUAGUCGGAUCCACUGAUUCCAUCAUAUCAUUUCCACAUACAGAUCUGCCACACUUUGACGGAA